AUGUCUAAACAUAGUAUUAAUUAUAAACGUAAUCGAAGGAAACCAAAAUGGUCUAGUCCAGGUGGAACACCUGGACCAUAUGGUCGAAUUCGACAAAAACGAGAUUUCAUUGAUAUUAAGAAAGAAAUUGAGAAGUUAAAACGAAUUAAUCGGAAAUUAAAUAAGACUGAAAUUAACAAGAAAUCAAUGGAAGGAAUGGAAUUAGAAUUUUCAUCUAAAUUAUUUGAUUAUAAUUUAAAUAAACAAACACAAAAUGAAAUGCAUUUAAAUGCAUUAUUUGAGCAGAAAAGCGAUGAAAAUAAUGCAAAUUGUGCUAAUAUAACAAAUGUAAAUCAAAAUUUUAAUUUAAAUCAAAAAUUAAAUUCAAAUCAAAAAUUAUUAAAUGAUGAAAAUUUGAUCAAAAAUUUAUCAGUGAAACAACGUGCGUAA
This is a messenger RNA of Brugia pahangi, 429 nucleotides long. NCBI's taxonomy places the organism in Eukaryota, Metazoa, Nematoda, Chromadorea, Rhabditida, Onchocercidae. The record is from the annotation of a GenBank genome assembly.